This is a messenger RNA of Periconia digitata, 2183 nucleotides long. Lineage: Eukaryota; Fungi; Ascomycota; Dothideomycetes; Pleosporales; Periconiaceae. The record is from the annotation of a GenBank genome assembly.
CACAUCUGAACAGUCAACCUCUCUGCCUAUGCAGUCACGGGCCUUAAUACAGACAUAUGUAUGUAGUUGUAGAAGCAAAGAAUCCGAUGUUUUGUGUGGCGCCUCUGGUAGUAUUACGAAUUAGAUUCGCAGUGAUCCCUUUCGGCUAUGCUGGCUGUCAGAUGUUGCCCCUGAUCUGGACCGCGGAACGAUUCCGUUGUGCUUCUUACGUAACCAUGUCUGCAAUCCUUCAGAUGUAAUUCCGUGAUUAGUAGAUGUUCAUGAGUAAACGUGUGUAUGCAUUUGAAAUAAGACUGCAUUCGUGGUAUAUAUGGGUGAAGUUCAAGACGUAGUUGUCACGUACCCGCAAUUCACUACUUCAAAUCUAUUUUCUGCCAGCACAAAUGGACUUCACUCUCGAGCGCACAGUUCUGUUUCUGCUUGGAGAAUCUUACAGGUUGCGCAAUAUGAUACAACACGUUGAGCAUAUGGAUACCGACGAACGAUUGAAACUUCUUCGAAACCUACUUUGCAUACGAUCCCCGGACUAUCCUCUACCACAGGAUAUCUGCCGGGACAUCAACCAGAUAUUAGCUUACGAGAGUGAUCAUCGAACUCUCGUGUCUGCUGAUUCUAUUCCCACGUUUGCAACCGUAAGAGCACCGCCAUCACAAAAUCCGCCAGUCAAGAUCAAACUUUGGAAAGGAGACAUAACAUGCUUGAGGAACGUCACAGCUAUCACAAAUGCUGCAAACUCACGAAUGUUAGGAUGUUUUCAGCCAACCCACCAAUGCAUCGAUAAUGUUAUACAUACGCGAGCUGGACCACAACUACGACAAGAAUGCAAGGAUAUUAUGGAUGCUAGGGGCCGCGAUCUCCCAGUGGGUCAUGCAGUAACGACCAAAGCCUAUUGUUUGCCUAGCAAAUAUGUGAUACACACAGUAGGCCCUCAGCUCGAACGAGGCGCUGAACCUACAUAUGUGGAAUGCGAAAAAUUGCAGCAGUGCUACAACUCUGUUCUCGACCAGAUCAAUCACCUUACCGAACCAGAAGAUGGGGUUGCAAAGUCAAUAGCAUUAUGUGGCAUCUCAACUGGUCUUUUCGCAUUCCCUCCAAGUAUAGCAGCAGAACUCGCGAUCCAAGCAGUAGCGUCAUGGAUCAACAUGCACCCGGAUACGACACUUACAGACAUUAUAUUCGUUGCUUUCACCGAGAAGGAUCAUGAGAUCUACACAGAUCGUCUCUUGAAGCCUCGACCAGGAUGGUUUAUCGAAAGGGAUGCUGCCAUCUCGCCUACCCUCGCCGUCUCAUGUGGGUCGCUCCAACAAGCGCGCGAUCAUAUUCUUGGAGCGGAUACCGUCAUAGUCACCGCUGGAGCAGGUCUGUCAGCCGCCAUAGGCCUUGACUAUACGUCAGAGAAACUUUUCCAAGAGCGCUUUCCAACGUUCCUUCAAUACGGAUUCGAUUGUCUAUACAGCGUUUUCGGUUUCACAGACUGGCCUUCCGAAGACGUCCGCUGGAGCUAUUUCUUCACACAUCUGGAAAUGAUACGAAAUUGGCCAAAAUCAGAACUAUACGCUGAACUCACCGAGUGGCUGCGACAUUUCAAGGGCCAAACACAUGUGCGCACCUCAAAUGCAGACGGUUUGUUUGUAGCAAACGGAUGGAAUCAACAAGAUAUCUCUACACCGCAAGGUCAAUACGCUGUCCUCCAAUGCGCAGAAAACUGUACACCAGAUUCUUACUGGCCGACUUGUUCGUACUUGGCUAAAGCACGGGAAAGCAUGGAUCUCGAGACUCAACGCUUGACCGACAGCUCGGCCAUACCCGCAUGUAAAAAUUGCGGUGGUGACAUGUUCAUCUGUGUUCGCGCGGCCAAUUGGUUCAACAAGAACCCUUAUCGCAGUGGCGAAGCAACGUGGCGGCGAUUCCGUCAAAAGGCUUUAAACGGCGUAGGAAAAACAGUGAUUCUGGAGAUCGGAGUAGGAAUGAAUACGCCGGGUGUGAUUAGAAGACCCGAUGAAGAUCUGGUGAGAUAUGGGGGAGGUAAUGUUAGGCUGAUACGUCUGGGACUGGGAUCACAUGCUAGUGUGCCGUGGGACCUGGAGCAGCAAGGUUUGGCAACGUAUAUUGAUGGUGACAUCAAAUAUAGCUUGCCGAUGCUUCUAAGAAGUACCAUUAAUGAAAAUGCGAAGGGUGGAUAG